Messenger RNA from Contarinia nasturtii (swede midge), 1408 nucleotides. RefSeq names its product nucleoporin Nup37 (gene Nup37). Bases 347 to 1324 code for a protein of 325 amino acids. Gene Ontology annotation, cellular component: nuclear pore outer ring. The transcript is spliced from 5 exons. Gene Ontology annotation, molecular function: protein binding. NCBI's taxonomy places the organism in Eukaryota, Metazoa, Arthropoda, Insecta, Diptera, Cecidomyiidae. The record is from RefSeq and is a predicted model, not a curated record.
ACCGGCCACUCUCUGAACUGAAUAUAUUGCUUUUUUCGUUCAUUAGAAAUAGACGAAAGUGAUUGUGGAAAAUCCAACUAUUUUAUGAACAUUCAAAUGAUUUGAUAUGUUGUCAUUCUGGGUGUAUUGUUAAUUAAUUAUUAUUUAAAUAAAUAGAAAAUGCACACGCUCAUAGCAUUGAAUGAAUCCAUAUUAUACUCUAUGUGCUUUUGAAUGAGUGCGUUUGGUGAUUCGAAAUGUUUGAAUACACAUCAAAUCAACCUACGAAUCAACUGUCACAACAUUUGCCGCAAACAAUUAACAUCAAGUGUGAUUUUCAAUUCAAUACAGUGUAUAUACAUUCAAAAUGCAUACAUCGUUGACUCCACCAAAUUUUGUAAUUCCAUUAAAUAAACAGAUUUAUUGCUUUAAAAUUUCACCAUACGAAGCAUCAUCGAAUCUGUUUGUUGCCGCUCUUGUAAAUAAAAUUGUGAUCGGCUUACUCCAUUUUCCAGAAGAUAACAACAAUGAAGAAUUCACUUGGGAACGAUUGCGUGAAUUGGACCAAGACACUCGUAGUCAUGCGAUUGCAUUUUCACCAGAAACUUCAUUAUCAAUGUUGCCCAAACCAACAAUAAAAUUCUGUACGGCGGGCGCUGAUUUUAUUGUUCGAAUAUUUCGUUCUAAUUUAGACGACAAUGAUACUGUCCAGGAAGUCAAUCGACACACAAGCUAUGUUAACGAUGUUGCAUGGGAUUUGUCUGGAAAAUAUUUAGCUUCAGUGAGCGAUGACCAUUCAUGUCAGAUUCGUAGUCAAAAUGAUGACUUCAAAAGUGAAAUUAUUUUUAGAUUAAAAUCACCCGGAAUCACCGUUUGUUUUCAUCCAGAAAAUCCAGAUAAAGUGCUUGUUGCUGAAAAGCGUGGAACUAUAGUAAUAUUCAAUAUUGAAAAUCAAAAUGCUGUAAAUUCAAUCGAAACAAAUAAAUCGCCAUUGAUGGGAGCUGAUUGGAAUUUACGAAAUCAAUUUUUGGUUACAUCAAUUGCGGCUGGUGAAGCAAGCGUUUUCGACUUGAGAUGUCCAUAUCGAGCCAUGGAAACAAAAACACUGCACGAAGACGGUGGUCUCACCAUUAAAUAUUCACCGAAUGCACAGCAAGUUGUGGCAUCAGUAGGUCGGCCCGCGGUUACUCUUGUCGUGGCUCACAUAAAAUCAGAAAAAACUGAAUUACCCAUCCUUGUUGCAUCGCUAAAACUUUAUGGCGGAUUGAGUUGGCAUUCUCGACUGCCAUACAUUUGUUGUGCUGAUGACAGUAAACUGUCUAUUUGGAAAGUGUAUGUUAAGUAAAAACACAAACAAUACAAAUGAUUGAAAAAUAUGAUAUAUUUUUUUGUUAAUAAAGAUUCUUAUUGAAUUCAAAUUCAACGAAAA